Molecule: messenger RNA, 1084 nt
Organism: Trifolium pratense (red clover)
Lineage: Eukaryota; Viridiplantae; Streptophyta; Magnoliopsida; Fabales; Fabaceae
Product: membrin-11-like
Exons: 4
Coding region: 146-820 (224 amino acids)
Biological process (GO): vesicle fusion; vesicle-mediated transport
Cellular component (GO): Golgi apparatus; ER to Golgi transport vesicle membrane; SNARE complex
Molecular function (GO): SNARE binding; SNAP receptor activity
Source: RefSeq, a predicted model, not a curated record
GUGCCUUGAUGAUGCAUAUGUUAACAUUUUCUUUAAUAAAAUAUUCAAAAAUUAUUAUUAAAGUUGAAGUAAUAGCUUUUCACAAAGCUUUAUCUCCUCCGUCGGAGAAACACUCGGAACAACCACAAGCGUCGCCGUCGUUACCAUGGAAGGAGGAGGAACACUCUCGGAAGUUCACCAAAGUGCGAAAAAGCUAUUGCUCAAGUGCAGCGACGAUGUUGCACGUCUCGAGCGCCUCGAACAUUCCACCUCUACCUCCGCUGCCAUCGAUUCGGAUCUUUCGUUCGCCGUCAAGAAAGAUAUCAACCAGAUCCAAUCCCUCUGUGUUGAGAUGGACCGUCUUUGGCGUUCUGUUGCAUCCAAACCUCAACGUGAUCUCUGGAAAAGAAAGGUCGAACAAAUUGCUGAAGAAGCUGAAUCACUGAAACAAAGUUUGGAUAAAUAUAACUCAAGGAUUCAAAAGCGGACUAGAGAAGCUAAUGACAGAGCAGAACUGCUGAGACGAGUGAAUGGGGGUUCUGAUCACGUUUUGAGAAUUUUCGAUGACGAUGCACAAGCAAUGCAUUCAGUUCGCAAUUCUGCCAGGGAGCUUGAAAAUGCUAAUGCACUUGGGGAGGCCAUUCUUUCUUCAAUACAUGGCCAAAGGGAACGCUUGAAGAGUGCACAGCGAAAGGCGUUGGACGUUCUCAAUACAGUGGGGAUAUCAAACAGAGUCCUGAGAUUAAUUGAGAGACGAAACCGUGUUGACCAAUGGAUCAAAUAUGCAGGAAUGCUAUUGACAGUUGUUUUUGUGCUUGCCAUUGUUUUGUGGAGACGUUGAGCAGUCAGAUGUUGGAAAACUUUCAUAUUUCCUACUCGCAACAGUUACCACGGGCUGCACGUCGAAGUGCAUUAGAAUUGUUAGCUGCAUUUAGAGUAAGAUCAAAUUAAUGAUAAAAACAUUGGAAUAGUUGUAUAUUGUUUUUGGGUCUGUACAUUUGGAAUAGUUGUUACCAAAUAUUAUAAAGCAAAUGACAUACAUACGAUGUAGAGUUUAUGUGAAAUUUUAAAACUAAAAUUUAAAUGGAAACACAUCUUUAAACCA